AUGGUUUCUCAUAAAAUAGGAAAUUGGUAUCGAAGUGUAGCAGGUGUUUUUAUGUCUCAGCCCAAAGAAUCCCACUUUUUAGAAGCAGGCACCAUGACUCCAGAAGAAUUUUUAAUUGCUGGUGACCAGCUUGUACAUAGAUGCCCCACAUGGACUUGGAAUGCAAGUGCCCCAGGCUACGAGCAAAAGCAUUUGCCAGCUGACAAACAAUUUCUUAUAACCAGAGGAGUCCCAUGCAGAAAGCGAAUAAAUGCAAUCGGAGAAAACGAAGUGGAAGAAAGGGAGACUGAAGACGGGUGGAUUGUUGCUGAGAUCCUCGGGCCUCGUGAAGAGCCUGAUGAAAUAGUCAUCUCAAAGGCACAAAUUUCUAACGAAGAAGAAGAAGUCCCUGAUUUAGCCGAUCUUCAAGGCCAAGAGCUAAUUGAUGAAAAUGCUGCAGAGCCUGCAGUUCUUUUUGGAAAUCAAUAUAUAAGUGCUGAAGAGCCAGUUGAAUCAAUAAUGAAAACUCGUGUAUAUGACCUUUCUGUAACUUAUGAUACUUAUUAUCAAACGCCCAGAAUGUGGCUUACGGGGUAUGAUGAACAUAUGAAUCCAUUAACACCUGAUAUGAUGUUUGAUGAUAUUAUGGGAGACUAUGCACAUAAAACGGUGACAAUUGAAAGGCAUCCUUGCUUAGGUACUGAUCAAGUAUCGAUACACCCGUGCAAUCAUGCAAAAAUGAUGAAGCAUUUUAUUGAUAUGCUGGAAUCAAAUGGGUCACAAGCUCAAGUGCACCAUGCGAUUUUUGUUUUCUUGAAGUUUUUAUCGUCUGUGGUCCCGACAAUUGAGUAUGAUUUUACGAUGGACUUAAGUUUAGAAUAA
This is a messenger RNA of Blepharisma stoltei, 861 nucleotides long. Lineage: Eukaryota; Ciliophora; Heterotrichea; Heterotrichida; Blepharismidae. The record is from the annotation of a GenBank genome assembly.